Molecule: messenger RNA, 3210 nt
Organism: Osmia lignaria (orchard mason bee)
Lineage: Eukaryota; Metazoa; Arthropoda; Insecta; Hymenoptera; Megachilidae
Gene: p115
Product: general vesicular transport factor p115
Biological process (GO): vesicle fusion with Golgi apparatus; intracellular protein transport; endoplasmic reticulum to Golgi vesicle-mediated transport
Cellular component (GO): Golgi membrane; ER to Golgi transport vesicle membrane; cytoplasm
Source: RefSeq, a predicted model, not a curated record
GUUUCAGCAACUUCAAAUAACUUGAAAAUGUCGAUGAUACUGUGUGACGUGUAGUCUACAAUUCUUCUACUGUCAACAAAAUGGAAUAUUUUAAAAGUAGCCUAAAAUCUGUUUUAGGUUCUACUCCUGUAGAAAAUGAAAUGUCGGGUGCUGAUACGGUAGAACGAUUGGUGGAUAGGUUACAAUCAUCAACCUUGUUAAAUGACAGACGAGAUGCCUGUCGAGCGCUUAAAGCCCUUUCACGCACUUAUCGCGUUGAAGUGGGAACUCGAGGAAUGGAUGUACUGAGACAGAUUUUGGAAAUAGAUAGAACAGAUUGUGAAAUCAUCGGUUUAGCAUUGGACACUCUUUGUAACAUAACUAAUCCUAUAGCAUUUGAAGAAGAAGUGGAUAAACAUGGACCAAAGAAUAAAAUAGGAGAACAAUUCACAGAGAUAUUUAUUAAAAACACAGAUAGCGUAGGAUUAGUCUUAGCACUCUUGGAAGAAUUUGAAUUCAAAGUUAGAUGGCCAGCUUUGAAAUUAUUAGCACAUUUGUCAGCUAACAGGCUAAAGGAUAUACAAGAAAUAAUUUUAGUUAGCCCCAUGGGUGUUUCUAAACUGAUGGAUCUCCUCAGUGAUAGUAGAGAAGUCAUACGUAAUGAUGCCUUAUUACUUCUUAUCCAAUUAACCAAAGGCAAUGCAAACAUUCAAAAAAUUGUUGCAUUUGAAAAUGCAUUUGAUCGCAUUUUCGAUGUAAUUGCUCAGGAAGGUAAUGCGGAAGGUGGUAUCGUCGUUGAAGAUUGCCUGUUACUUAUGUUGAAUCUUUUACGGGGUAACAUAAGUAAUCAAAAUUUUUUUUAUGAAGGUUGUUACAUUCAGAAAUUAACUCCAAUGUUUCAAAUACCAUCUGAAAUUGAUGACAAUCCUCUUGGUGCAUGGAGUCCACAAAAAGUGUCAAAUGUUCACUGUAUGGUACAAGUGAUUCGAGCAUUAGUAGCACCUAGUGGACCUGCUCAGGUAAAUGAAAACAUUCUAUACUCAUUUGCAUUCCUUUCGUUUUUGAUACUGAUUUUUAUCCGUAACACGUAUAUAAAGGCAGUCGCAAAUUGUCAAGAAAUCAUGAGAGCUUGUGGACUUUUACAAGCUUUGUGCAACAUAUUAAUGGCUAGUGGUGUACCUGCUGAUGUGCUCACAGAAACGAUUAAUACGGUAGCUGAAGUUAUUAGAGGAAAUGCUAGCAAUCAAGAAUUCCUAGCAGGAGUAAUGGCCCCAAGUAGUCCUCCUAGGCCUGCAAUCGUUGUUUUACUUAUGUCCAUGGUGAACGAAAAGCAACCAUUUGCUUUAAGGUGUUCUGUUCUGUAUUGUUUUCAAUGUUUUUUAUAUAAAAAUGAAAUACGACAAAGUCAGCUUAUUCAGACUUUGCUACCUCAAGGUAACGAGGUGCCGUCAUUAACAACAGGGCAGCUGUUAUGCGGAGGUUUAUUUUCCCCGGAUUCUUUGUCGAAUUGGUUUUCUGCCGUGGCAUUGUCUUACGCGUUAAUCGAUGACAAUGCGCAGAAAGAGCAAUUACUGCGAGUACUUCUUGCAACUAACAUUGGUAAACCACCUGUGACUUUGAUGCAACAGUGUGUCAUGUUACUGCAACAAGGCAAUAAGACGCAAUGCAAGUUAGGUCUUUUAAUGUUACUCUGCAGAUGGACUGCUCACUGCCUAGCUGCCGUGAAAUUUUUCUUGCUUAUCGAUUCUUCUGUAGCUUAUUUAACAGUCUUACUAUCGUCGCAAGAAAAUAACGACGACUUACAAGAAACAUUACUACAAAGUAUGUGCGCUAUGCUUAUUGGAAUAUGUGUACAUUUUAAUGAUAAUAGUGUUCCUAAUUAUACGAAGGAAAAAUUGUGCAAUUUAAUUGAGAAUAGAAUAGGAGUAGAAAGAUUUCAAGAUGCUAUUGGCGGUCUUGCUAGGCAUGAGGUGUAUUCUAGAACUUUAAAACAUCCGCAACCCUCAGCGAAGAAUCCAUCGGAACUUCUAUUAGAUCAUGAGUUUUGUAGACUGUCAAAAACAUUAGAGGGUAUAAUUAUGGAAUCUGUUUUGGAGGGAAGUAACACGCAUCAGAAAAAUCAAAUAACGACGUCGAUACUUCCAGACUCUGUUUUAGUAGCACAAUACAAAGAAGUUAUUCGAGAACAAGAUUCUCAAAUACAGAAGCUUAAUCAAGUUACAGAAUCACUAAUGAAGGAAAAACAUGAACUCGAAGCACAAAUUCAUGAUCUACAAUCGACCGUUAGUCAUUUAAAGGAUCAAAAUUUAGUUCUACGAGCCGCACAAACCAAUUUGUUAUCAGAAGAAAAUGAUUCUAAUAAUAUAACAAACGAAGAAGAAUGCGCUAAAGAAGUGGAAAAAUAUAAACAUGUAAUUACGGAUUUAGAAAAUCGUUUAGAUGAAUGUACCUCGAUGAUAAAAGAAUAUAAACGAAAAGUAGAGGAAAAAAACGAGACUGAUCUUGAACGGAAAUUGAGAGAAAAAUCAGAAGAAUUGGAAAAAAUAAAAAAAGAUCAAGAGGAUCUUCUGGAACUUUUAACAGAGCAAGAUAGUAAAAUUAUUUUGUAUAAAGAAAGAUUGAUCGCAUUGGGUGAAAAGGUUGAGACGGAUGAAAGUUCUGCUGAACUUGACACUGACGAUCAACAAGAAUCUAGCAAUUCGGUCGAUCGUAAUGAUUAGUACCUUCCUAAUUAAAAAUUAUUAUGGCAAUGAUGAUACUAGAAAGUAUUUUUCCGUGUUCUUGUAAUUCCCUUCUAUUUAUUUCAAACGAUAAUGUACCAUCAUAUCGUAUGAUGAUGUAGCAAAUUCACACAUUAGGAAGUAAAUGCAGUUUUUAUUAUGUUGUUAAAAUUUUAUGUACAAUAUUUUUUAACGUAAGAAUACUGAAUGUGAAUACCGAUAUGAACCGUUUUAAUGAAAAUCGAUGAACGUUUGAACUGCAUUAUAGAUGUAAAAAGAAAAACAUGUUAAUAAUACGAUAUGUUUAAAGGGAUAUUUUUUAUUAAUUAUAAUAUUGCUUCACUAUUGAUUUUAAUCACAUCAAACAUUAAAUUUAACAAAGUAUUGUGCUCUACAAAAUGGCUGCAAGAAAAAAGUGAAACAAACAAUUAAGAUUCCUCUGUUGAAUGUUUGAACAUUCCAUUGAUCAGUAUGUACGUUUUGUUCAAUUAAUACACGUGGUAUAAUUUAA